UCCGUCACCAUGUCGCAGGAAUUGAAGCGGGUCUUCCGUCUUCGGUAACGCGCGCGCCGCGGUCAGCAUCGAAGACCGACAACUGUCAAAUGACAAUCGCGUUUGCGGAUUUACGUUCGCGCGUCUCUGAGAAAUGGCAGCGGAAAUCAAGCCUGCCCCGGGAGUGAAUCACGACAGAUUCAGCAACAGCCGCAAACCGGUGCUCCUAUCCAAGUUGGAGGGAUGCAGCGACGACGUGAACGCGGCUGUCAUCAUCCCGCGGGAAGAGGGUGUAAUCAGUGUUUGCGAUGACAGGACAGUUAGAGUAUGGCUGAAGCGAGAUUCUGGCCAAUAUUGGCCCAGCAUUUGUCAAUACAUGCCGGCAGGUGCUACCUCCAUGUACUAUUGUGUAGAAACAAGACAACUGUUUGUUGGCCUGGAUAAUGGAAGCAUAAGUGAAUUUAUUUUGGAGCAAGAUUACAAUCGAAUGACGGCGAUGCGCGAGUAUCUGGCUCAUCAGGCGAGAGUCACGGGAAUCAUUCUUGCACCGGAAUCCGAAUGGGUAUUGAGUAUAGGUCGUGACAAAUUAUUUCUACUACACAGUUCCGAGACAGGACAGAAACUCGGAUCUUAUCAAACAGACGCGUGGUACACCGCGUUGCAAUUUGAUUCUCAGUCUAAACAUGCUUUCGUGGGAGAUUAUUCCGGUCAGAUAGCAAUGUUAAAGCUGGACAAUAGCGGUGUCACGUUUAUCACGACGUUAAAGGCGCAUACCGGGAGCAUCCACACGUUGGCAUGGGACUUUGAAAAACAGUUGUUGUUCUCCGGAAGUUUUGAUCAAAGUAUUAUUGUUUGGGACAUUGGCGGUCGCCAGGGCACCGCUUACGAGCUCCAGGGUCAUCACAACAAAGUGAAGGCAUUGUGCUACGCAAGUGAAGAACGUUUGCUUCUGUCGGGAGGCGAGGACGGCGUGAUCGUCUGUUGGAACAUGGCAGCGAAUAGAAAAGAAACUGCAGCUUGGGUCGAGUCUGAUAUCUGUCAGGCGUGUGGAAGACCGUUCUUCUGGAAUAUAAAAGCAAUGAUGGAUCAACGACAACUAGGACUAAGGCAGCAUCAUUGUCGUUAUUGCGGUCGCGCAUUGUGCGCCCGCUGCACGUCACAACGAAUACCGAUACCUACAAUGGGCUUCGAGUUUGAAGUUAGAGUCUGCGAUCAGUGUCACAUACAACUUAAAUCCGAGAAUCAAACGUCCUUGGCGUCGUUUCACGAUGCCAAGCACAGCGUUGUCGGAAUGGAUCUGGACGCUCCUAGACGAAGAUUGCUGACCAUCGGCCAAGAUCGCGUGAUCAAGAUCUGGGACGUGUCCGCGCUCUUUCAGUGAAUUUCCACGUAUGUAUGGCUCGGAAUGAGAAAAAAAAACGGAAAAUGUUGCAAAUCAAAUUGACACAUAUAUCGUCAUACUCGGAAUUAUAUAUUCCGGAACCUAUUUUUGUGAUUAUAUAAUUGCGUCAGAUUGCUGAAUCGCGCGCGCGAUAUGGUCCGUUGUGUAACGAGAGAGCCGUUCCGAUAGAAUGUAGAUCGCGAGCGAUCGGUCAGUUUAUCAGUGAUAAUAUUAGCAUGCUUAAUCCACACACAUAUACACAUAUACACACACACAUAUAUAUAUAUAUUUUCUCGCAUCAGAUAACAGAUAAUAAUUCGAGAGAGAGAGAGAGAGAAAUACAGGGCAAGCGCGUUAUUUCAGUAGUGAGUUAUCGUCUGAGAAGAUCAUGUUAGUAAAAUUCUACUUCCCAGAAAAAUAUUCGUGCAACGCUAUACUUGUACACAAAUAAAUAGACUUCGAAUGCAACGUACGUGGGUUCUUCUUGAUUCUCGAAAAAAUGAAUGUUAGAUAAUCACGACACGCAACAUAGAAACACGUACUGUGUGUUAAAUCACUUUUGAAAGAAAAAAUUGUAAACAAAGAUUUACGUACAGGCAAACCACGUAAAUUUGAAUUGUUGUAAAAAUAGAUACUUUUUUUACUUCAGAAUCAAUUAAUUCUCCAUUUUCUGAAACUCAUUAAAAAAACACACAUACGUAUAGCGGUGAAUUGGAAAGCCCAUAUUUAAACAAACGAUCUUGCAAAUGUGUAUAUAUAUAGCGAAUUUUUGCACGUUUUGUUACUGUUGAGGUAUCUUCGCGCUGUUACAUCCAGCACUACACACAACUAAACAUAUUUUCAACGAAAGAAUAACAUCAAGAGUCUAGUUUAGUAGUCGACAACUCACUAAUCGUGUAUAAGCGCGCAUUAACUAUUUUAAUGUGUUUUAUCUACUAUAUAAUUAUAAAAUAGAAUAUAAGGAAAUAUAUAUAUAUAUAUAAUAGCUAUAUAAAAUAAAAUUCUAAAUUUGUUUCUUCUGUGCAUUACUUCCUGCUGCUGUGAGUCAUCAGUAAGUUGAACAUAUAUAUAUAUAUACAAACCCUUACAACUGUACUACGUUCGAACCAAUUCGAAUAUAAGUGAUAUAUAUCUCGUACUAAGUACUAGUCCUAUUUGUUAUACGAAUCACGUUUGUUUAAUAUUAUACUGCAUCGUCUUUUUAUGAGAAUAUAAAAAACCGGACAAGAAAGUAUCCGCUGUUGAGAAAUAGUAUAUUUGGCUACUUUUUUGACCAACCGAAGUCUUCUCAAGUACAAUAAGUAGGUACAAGCUAUGCAAAAAAAAAAAAAAAACUAAUUAGCCCAAAGGUAACGAAUUUCUUGUAUUUUGUUGCGAUACGUAAAAGUAUAUAAUUUAUUUGUUAAUAAAUAAUGUGUUACCUCCAUGUAUCUAGAUUUUGCAGAUCGAGAUCAAGAUUUUCAAUCUUGUAAAAAAAAAAAAAAAA
Messenger RNA from Pseudomyrmex gracilis, 2846 nucleotides. RefSeq names its product WD repeat and FYVE domain-containing protein 2 (gene Wdfy2). The record is from RefSeq and is a predicted model, not a curated record. Bases 134 to 1360 code for a protein of 408 amino acids. Gene Ontology annotation, molecular function: metal ion binding; protein binding. The transcript is spliced from 7 exons. Lineage: Eukaryota; Metazoa; Arthropoda; Insecta; Hymenoptera; Formicidae.